AUGGACCUUGACUUAGUGCUUCGUGUGGAUGAACCAUCCGUCCCCACGGAAUCAAAUUCACCCACUAAUAAGGCUUCUUAUGAGCGGUGGGAGCGAUCUAGUCGCCUAAGUUUGAUGCUCAUUAAGUCUUGUAUCAGUAAGGGCAUCAAGGGUUCGAUCCCUGAUUGCCAUAAGACAAAGGAUUUCAUGAAGGCCAUAGAAGAGCAGUUUAUCAGCUCUAAUAAGGCAUUGGCUAGCACCCUGAUGAAAAGGCUUUCAAACAUGAGGCAUAGCAGUUCUAAAAGUGUGCGUGAACACAUUAUGGAGAUGCGUGACAUUGCUGCUUGA
Molecule: messenger RNA, 327 nt
Organism: Phoenix dactylifera (date palm)
Lineage: Eukaryota; Viridiplantae; Streptophyta; Magnoliopsida; Arecales; Arecaceae
Source: RefSeq, a predicted model, not a curated record